Molecule: messenger RNA, 1045 nt
Organism: Rana temporaria (common frog)
Lineage: Eukaryota; Metazoa; Chordata; Amphibia; Anura; Ranidae
Product: alpha-1-antitrypsin homolog
Exons: 5
Coding region: 168-932 (254 amino acids)
Source: RefSeq, a predicted model, not a curated record
AAAAUUCUAUCUCUGCCAAAACGCAGCAUUACCAAAUAUUUCCCACAGUGCUUUGCUCCUCAGAACAUGAUCCAUAUAUAAGGCUGGGCAUUCGCCCAUACAGGCUACGCAGCGCAGAGGAAUCCUACAGGAAGGUUCAGUGCAACCAAAAUCCAGGAAGAAGAAAGAUGAAAGCCUUGCUCUUUCUGUGUGUGAGCGCAGCCCUCGUCCAUGUGGCCAUCUUAUAUGAUGGUUACCUUAAACUGAAAGUUAACAAUCAUUACCCACCUCUGAAUCCCCAAGACUAUAUGUAUAUGAUUGUAGCUUUCAAGACAGAAGCCCUGGAUGGCCUGUAUGAUGCUCUUGAAGAUCCCGACAGCAGUGUGAGCCCCACCAAAGAUAUAACCAUAUUCACCGACAACAAAUGGCAUCCUCAAAACCCCAAACUUAAAACAUUGUCCAAAGAUUUUUCCUCCCCCGAGGCGGCCAUGAGCAGUGUGAACGCCUUCGUGAAAGAAAACACCAGUGGAAAAAUUGCCAAUUUAGUGGGGAAUCUUAAUGACUACACAGUGACAGCUAUUGUCAAUACCAACAACGCCUUGAAAGUGCCAUCUGCAGGUGGAAGUGGCUGGACAAAACAAUUGGAUGGACAGUACAAGAUGGUGGAAAAUAAAGCCCUGGGGGUCAAGGUCAUUGAAUUACCAUACAGUCCCUAUUUAUCCAUUCUUCUCGCUAUACCUUCUCCAGGAAAAGAAGAAGAAGUGGGCAAGAGCCUCACCUCACCAACCAUCGAGGCUCUGAGGAAGUCUAUGACUCUCCAGCAAGUAAGCAUGAAGGUUCCCAGAGCCACAAUUUUUGCUGCGUCCUUCAUGGCUGUGGACAUAGUUCCUUUGGAUGAUGAGGAGCUUAUCAGGACUAGGUACGGCUAUAAAGUGGCAAUGCAGUUCCCAUAGACGGAGGAUAUACCACUCAGAGGUCAGGACUACUCCAUAUGCCAGGAGCCUACUUAAAUCCUCAACAUAGCACUGUGUAAUAUUCACCUUAAAUAAAGAUAUAUCUCACAUGA